Messenger RNA from Myotis daubentonii (Daubenton's bat), 4309 nucleotides. RefSeq names its product sosondowah ankyrin repeat domain family member C (gene SOWAHC). Lineage: Eukaryota; Metazoa; Chordata; Mammalia; Chiroptera; Vespertilionidae. The record is from RefSeq and is a predicted model, not a curated record. Gene Ontology annotation, molecular function: protein binding.
GCCGACCAGAGGUUUGGAGUUCGCGGAGCCCGCACCUGGGAGCGCACCGCGAUGGGGCCGGGCUGAGCCUCCCAACGCCUAGCGAGCAGCGCGACCCCGGAUGGAGGGCCCGGCGGAGCUCGGCCCCGAGGCGGUGCUGCGCUUCCUCGCGGAACGCGGGGGCCGGGCCCGGCACGCCGAGCUGGUGCAGCACUUCAGGGGUGCUCUGGGCGGCGAGCCCGAGCGGCGCGCCCACUUCAAGGAGCUGGUCAAUGCCGUGGCCACUGUGCGCACCGACCCCGCCGACGGCUCCAAGUACGUGCACCUCAAACGGAGGUUCUGCGAAGGCCCACAGUCACCCAAGGCCGCGCCCCCUCGGGACUUGCCCCGCAUCUCGGUGACCGCAGAGCCCGAGCCCCAUGGCGGCGGUGAUCCGGAGGGGUCCGACGACCCGGCCAAGUGCUGGGAGAGCGGCUUGUGCCCCGAGGCGGCGUCCCCGGGUCCGGGCCGUGAACCCGGCGAUGGAGAGUCUUCCGCCGCCGCGCUUGGGCCGCCCAGUCUGACCGGCGACGGCCGGAGCGGGCCGUCCCUGAACGGCGGGGCCAGGAGAAAGAACUCGCGGCGCGGCGCGCAGCCUCCGGCCCGAGCACCAACCCCCGAGCCCAGCGAGGACCUGGAACCCCAGCCCCAGGGCUGCGAGGACGCGGACGGAAGGAGCUCUCCCGGGGGAACCUCCACCCCAAGGCCGACUCGCCAGAACCUCCGGGACCUUGUGAUGGGCAGCUCCCCGCAGCUGAAGAGGAGCGUCUGUACGGGGGGCAGCAGCACCGGGGGCUGCUCUGGGGGAGGACGCGGCAAAGGCGGGGGCGACUCGGACAGCGCUUCCGUUGCCUCGUCGGCGGAGGAGGAGAUCGGCAGCGGGGCCUCGGUGACGCUGGACCCUUUGGAACACGCCUGGAUGCUCUCGGCCUCGGACGGCAAGUGGGACAGCCUAGAGGCGCUGCUCAUCUGUGAGCCUGGCCUGCUGACCAAGCGGGACUUCAUCACCGGCUUCACUUGCCUGCACUGGGCUGCCAAGCACGGCCGGCAGGAGCUCCUGGCCAUGCUAGUCAACUUCGCCAACAAACAUCAGCUGCCAGUGAACAUCAACGCCAGGACGAGCGGCGGCUACACCGCCCUGCACUUGGCAGCCAUGCACGGGCACGUGGAGGUGGUGAAGUUGCUGGUGGGGGCCUACGACGCAGACGUGGACGUCAGGGACUACAGUGGGAAGAAGGCCUCUCAGUACCUGAGUCAGAGCAUCGCCGAGGAGAUCAAGAACCUGGUGGGAGCCCUGGACGAGGACGACGGUGAAAGUGCCUCAGGCGGCGGGGGUGGGCGCUGGAGGCUUUCAAAAGUGCUCCCUUCCCACCUCAUCACCUACAAACUCUCGCACGUCCUGGAGGAUGGAGGGGAUCAUCACCAUCACCACCACCACCACCACCACCACUUCGCUGAGGGAUGGGCAGGAGGCAAAGCAAAGGACCCAGGUCGCAAAGCCUCAGGCAGCUCUAGUGGGCGAAUAAAACCCAAACUCAACAAAAUCCACUUAAAACCCCAGAUCAUCCACACCACACCCUUUUUCAGAGACCCGGAGCAGGCCCUGGAGGAGGGGGAGCAGGAAGAAGAGGAUCGAUCUCUUAAAGGCCACUUACCCUCAUUCAAAUUGAGACCGAAGUCCAAUGUAUUUGGGUAAAAAUAAUUUUUGUAGAAAAUUCGAAGGGUUAUUUGUCAUCCGAAAUACAAUACUAGAGGUAGGCAAGUGAGACCAGAAAAGAUUAAGGCAAAAUUAUACAUUCUUACUUUGGGGGGUUGGAGUGGGAGAGGGCGGAAGGGGGGGAGUUUCCCCUAGUAGUCUUGAGUGAGGUGGCUUUCCAAGUGAUUCAUCAAACCUUGACCUAGGCCUCUUUCUCCAUGCCAUUCUUCUGCCCUGGAGUCCCUGUUUGUAAAGACUAGAGAUGUAUCUAAAUUGGAGGUACAGAAUUGAUGACUGAGGGUUUCUUUGAUUUAACCAUUAUUGGAUGCCAUGCUAAGUGAGGAAUAUUGCUCCUUUAUGAUUGUUAAAAGUGGUUACUCUUCCAAAAACAAGAUAUGCAAAUUGUAAUGAAAUUGGUAACAUUUGUUAAGUGUGAACGAAAACUAAUUGCAUUUGCUUUUUAAGAUUUUGCAAAGGUCAGGUAAGAGUUGAAAUGCAAAAAUUCUAAUUAGUAAAUGAAUAAAAAUGGGAAUCCUGUUGGUAUCCUACUGUAUUGUAAGUGUUCAGCUGUUUUUAAAAAGCAAUCUCAGCUUUAAUCACUCAACUAAAGAAAUAAGCAACAUUCACUUUGAGUUAAUCUGUAGUAUGCUUUCCUCUUAAUUAUCAUACUGCACUCAGAUUAAGGUACGUUAUUAAUAACUACACAAAUUUUUAUUUAAAGAAAAUACCUUGAACACCCUAUGUUACUUUAAAGUAAAAUAUUGCGUGUGGUUCCGAUUCUCGCUAACUUGUUUUGCUAUUCUAAAAGUCUAAAUUUGCUGAAGUUUUUAUUCUGGGGUUAUAUAACCAUUCUUUCUAUUUGACAUCACCCUAGUUGAUGAUGCUUAGACUUGAAUUGCCUACAGAACUGUUUCUGGUUUAGAUGAUUAGCAAAAAUUGGCAUAAGUGUAUGUGAGCCUAUGCUUCUCUCAAGUAAUAAUUAAAUCAACCUAAGGUACACUUUUUGUUUUACUAAUAAAACAUGCUCAUAGUCUAUACUUUGUAGCAAUAUUUUGCAAAUAUUUAAAAUACUAAAUCCUCUCAAUUUUUCAUGGUUUCCUUGAAUCUAAAUAGACAUACAGUGAAGUUAAUGAGAAGCUGGACAGUAACUCUACCCAGUUAAGAAUAGCACUUUAUAAAAGGGAAAAGAGAAGAGAUUGUACUGUUUCUAUAUUUAAAUGACGCUGGCUAUUGAAUUUCUUUACAUGUAAGUGAAAAAUACCAGUCAUUAAAAUUAAAGACCUACACAUGAUUGUUAAUUACAUUCCAUUCAAAUACAUUAGUGUGAAUAUUUUAUAAUUGUAAAAUUUAACUCACAAUCAUAUUAAAUCUAUUUGUAACAAUAUUCAAAACAACUUUUCUGGGAGACUAAUUCCACAAGUCCUUUAGUCUUUUUGAUCUCAUUAUUGAUGAAACAAGUACCUGCAGCCUAUAGAGAUUAAGAGGUGAGUUGGUGUGCAGAGUAAUGAACCAUUAUAUUAAUUGUAUACCACUGCAAUCUUUAGAGAGGUCUUAGAUCUUUAAUUUCCCCAAGUCAUAGAAAUUUGUAACAAGUUUAUCACACAUCUCUAGAGUGAAUCUGUUUAAAGAUUAAUGAAAAAUAUUCACAUAAAAUAUAUAAACUAUUAUCCAUUUAUGUGCCUUUAUUUUUAUUUUAGGAUUAUGGAAAUGGGGGCCAUGUACAUUUGAGAAGCACUUUUUCCACACAUGUGGGUGAAAAUCUAAUUUUGUAUAAAUUAAAAGUAGAAUCCUUGAAGGUGAAAGCCACUAUUUGCUCUGAAUCUGGUACACAUUACCUGUAUCUAGUGCAGAAUAAGCUAUAACUUCCCACUGAAGAAUCUUAUCUUUCAUUGACAUACAUGUAAGCUAAAGUAAACUAUAAAGAAUAUACACUUCAGAACCACCUAAACAUUCUAUUAAACAGUCAGUAUUAAGCUCUUAAAUGUGUAUGUUACUAAUUAAUUGCACAAAAAUCUGUAAUUUGCUAGAUCUUUAGAAAUUGAGCUAAUAAUUCAUUUAACUUUCUUUUCACACUAGAGAUUUUAACUUUUCUGAUAAAAUUUACUUUAAAUUCUCAAAAUCAUUCCUGAGGGAAACUACUUGUACAUUCCUUGUCACAAUGUGCUCAUGUAGCAUUUUCAGCUAUUUAACUCUAAUUCCUCUUAUUUUUCAGUUUCCAAUUUGAGAUUAUAAAAAGCAAAUUAUUUGUGUAAUUUGAUAUUUGUGAAGUUGUAUUUACCAUUAAUGGAAAUUAUGUCAGUUACUUAGAUGUUUGUUGAUAUGAAACUGUAUAGUUAGGAAACUCAAGAAUGUCCAUGUGUUUUUUUAUAGGUACAUUUGAAACUAAUGAAUGUAUGUCAUAGUUCUCUUCACAUUUAUGGUAUAUAAAAUGCAACCAGCUAAUAUAACUUGAAAAUCUGGUACUAUUUUAUUCAUACCUGAAAUCUGGGUGUCCAGGAUGCCUUGUCUUUUAUUUUUUAAAUAAAUGAAACUUUGGGAGCUUAGAAUGUAAAAUUUGUAGUUUGUUUUGUCAAAAAAUAAAAGGUUCAUACUAGA